Messenger RNA from Arabidopsis arenosa, 711 nucleotides. The record is from the annotation of a GenBank genome assembly. NCBI's taxonomy places the organism in Eukaryota, Viridiplantae, Streptophyta, Magnoliopsida, Brassicales, Brassicaceae.
UCACAAAUCAAAUUAAAACAAGUGUACUUAAAAACUUUGUGGAGAAAUCAAGAAAAUGAAGACAAUUUCUUCAUUGGUCGUUAUCUUCCUCCUCAUACUGAUCUUGCAAACUAACAAACUAGUGAGUGGGCAUGACCGUUCCACCGAUCAAGACACGGUCAAGAACAAUAACAAUGAUGAAAACAACACAACCACUGAAGUAGUUUUCAAGGACAAGAAAAGAAGUUAUAGUGGAGGAAGAGGAAGCUAUAGAUGGGGAUGGGGUGGUGGCGGCGGAGGAGGAGGAGGAGGAGGAGGCGGUGGUGGUGGAAGAGGAGGAGGUGGAGGUGGUGGAGGAGGAUGGGGAUGGGGAGGAGGAGGAGGUGGUGGAGGAUGGUACAAAUGGGGUUGUGGCGGCGGAGGAAAAGCAAAAGGAAGAGAAGGAAGAGGAGAGUUUGUGAAAAGAGAAUAUGCAGAGUGCAAAGGAAGAGGAAAAUGUAGAGGAAAGAGAUUGGAAUGUCCUCAACAUUGUGGAGGUUUUUGUUUUUACGAUUGUCUCUUUCUCUGCAAACCUCAUUGCCGUCGCUAGAGAGAGAGAGAUCUUUUUGUCAUUUCAUCAUACAUUCUCUUUUUCUGGUUCUGCUUGGGUUUUAUUUUUUGGUUUGUUUGGUUUUUUUUGGUUUGUACCCUAGUUUCUUAAGGUUUUCUUUCUAACAAAUAUUUUGGGGCUUC